CCACCUUCACCCCGCCCCCCACAUGAAUAUAUACUCUCAGCCCUGUCCUUACAAUGUGGUGUUCUCUCAACUUGGAGAGCCAGCAUGUACUUCUCCAAAGCUAGAUCAGCAUGGAGCUCAGUGUUUCACAGGUUUAGGUGCUCCUAGGUUUGACCCACAUGCCACACCUCUGGUUAUCAGUGUGACCCUAGGUAGUCUGUGUCUCCAUCUUCCACCUGGGACCUGUGGACAGUGCGCCUCUAGUACCCCCUCUACCAGCUUGGUGGCCCCCAGCUCCGUGUGUUCCGAACCAACUUCUUCAUCCAGCUGGUGCGGCCUGGUACUGCCCAGCCUGAAGACACUGUGCAAUUCCGGAUCCCCAUGGAGUAAGAUGACCAGGGUGGACCUCCGGAAUUACCUUGAGCAAAUUUACAAUGUCCCUGUGGCUGCUGUGCGCACGCGGGUGCAACAUGGCUCCAACAGGAGAAGGGAUCACAAGAGUGUAAGGAUCAAGAAGCCAGACUACAAAGUAGCCUACGUGCAGCUGGCCCAUGGGCAGACCUUCACCUUCCCAGAUCUUUUUCCAGAGAAAGAGCCCAGUCCUGCAGACCCUCUGGAAGAGGAGCCUCAGCAGCAGAGGCAGAGCAGCGACCCCCGGUGCCCUGGUAUCCCUUCUUGGUUUGGCCUAUGACCUGUGCUAACAGGGACUGGGCCACAGACCUAGUGAGCACUAUAGUUCUGACAAACUCAAAUAAAAAUCCUUCAUGGAGAAAGA
Messenger RNA from Phodopus roborovskii (desert hamster), 754 nucleotides. It is a transcript of the gene Mrpl23, whose product is annotated as mitochondrial ribosomal protein L23. The record is from RefSeq and is a predicted model, not a curated record. Gene Ontology annotation, biological process: mitochondrial translation. Gene Ontology annotation, molecular function: structural constituent of ribosome. The transcript is spliced from 5 exons. NCBI's taxonomy places the organism in Eukaryota, Metazoa, Chordata, Mammalia, Rodentia, Cricetidae. Gene Ontology annotation, cellular component: ribosome; mitochondrial large ribosomal subunit. Bases 23 to 670 code for a protein of 215 amino acids.